Trichoderma virens Gv29-8 is the source of this 2115-nucleotide messenger RNA. RefSeq lists its product as uncharacterized. The transcript has 3 exons. The record is from RefSeq and is a predicted model, not a curated record. Lineage: Eukaryota; Fungi; Ascomycota; Sordariomycetes; Hypocreales; Hypocreaceae. Bases 1 to 2115 code for a protein of 704 amino acids. Gene Ontology annotation, molecular function: phosphatidylinositol binding.
AUGGAGGCGGCAAAGGCGGCAGAGGCGCUUGCAUCUGCGUCUGAGCCUGCGCAUUCACCGACGACGAGGGCGCUGACGGGGGAGCAGACGCGGGCGCUAUUCGACAUCCUCACGCACCGUGAGACGUAUGCCGAGAUUGAAGGCUUCAAGGCCCCGGAUGCGGUGACGGGCUACGGGUUUCCGUUUACGAGGACGAUGCCGAAGCUGACGGCCGACGACGAGGCUGUGACAGAAUCCACAUCGCCGCUGUUGCAGUUCAUGCUGACGAAGCUGGUGCUGCCGCUGCCGGGCGUGCGAGACCUGCCUGCCGAGUUCUGGAACGUGAGGAUGCAGGGCCUGCUGGCGCGCUUUGCAGAGGCCGAGCUGUCGGAGAGCUACGACAAGGGCGCCAUGGGCACGAGGAAGACGUUGGCGACGGGGGCGAGCAGCGUGCUGGAGAUGGUGGCGAGGGGGAUCCUGGGCGGCGUCGACAGGGCGGGCGAGGAUGCGGCGGGCAGGGAGUACGACGAAACCAAGGCGGAGGAUCUGCUGAGGGCAUUUGGACACGUGUUGGAGGAUUGGGCGUAUGGUAAUUUGAUGGAGCAGGUGUCGGAGCAUGUCACGGCGACGGAGGAUGUGGAGAGCCUUUCGCCGGCUGUCAAGGCUGCGCUGAACUAUGCCAUUAUCAACGUCGCCACCUUUGCUCAUCACACCUUUACCGUCUCUCCAGAAGGCCAGGACUUGCUCAAACUGAUUGAGAAUCUCAACAGCUUGGUGCCCUACAAGAUGAUCAAGCAGACGCUGCGCAUCGGAAACGCAGCUACUAUGAUUAGCGGCAUGAUGCGCCUCAUGCUGGCAAAGUUGAGCGUCACCAGCUUGACCAACUGGGUCGGCUUGACGGCCAACGCAGACGACGGGAUGAAUCUCCUGCAGAGAAUCAUUUCGUUGGCCUUAUCGUGGGAUGCUUCCGAGUUCAAGAAGAGCGUUGAUAAGGUCGAAAAGGGUAAGGGAGAUGCGGCGCCGACGGAUGAGAUGCUAGAGGCGAUUCGGUUACAUGUUGGGUUACCUCGGAGCGAGCAUCUUGCUAUUCGAGAGGCCAGCACGCGGGAUUCAGAGUCGAUUAUCGUGGCUAUUCUUAAUGCCUCAGAUCCGCAGCUGGCGUCGUCUCUUACGGAAGCUCAGCACACGCAGUGCCUGGAGUAUUACUCUGGGCUGCUCUCCGUUCAUGAUCGCGACGCCAUCACGUCGGUAUUGUGUCGGCAGCCGCCGGAUUUGUUUACCCAAGCCAUCAAGGACGUCGUCGGUGCGUACGAUCCCAUGAUUCGGAGCGUGCACUCACAAAUCGACAUUCGGUAUUAUCUCGAGGCGAUACAAAGCUUCGUGUCGGAACUUAUCCGCGUUAGCAGACCCAAGAAAGUGAAGAGGAGUAAGAAAAAGGACGACAGCGGCGAAGGCAGCUCCAAGGAAGAAGAGGACGAAGAGGAUGGGGCGAGCGUCGAGGAUUACGUGGUGCUGUUGCGGAACCAUAGAGGUCUGUUGUACAAAUGGGUGCACGACUUUGCCAAGAAUUGUCCCGAGGUGUGGAAGGACUUUCCCGCGUGGGGGCAGGAUAUCGCCGUGAGGUUUCGAAAGCCGGAUGCUGAGGGCGGUGAUAAGGGGCUGGGGGCGAAGAGGAGGAUGGAGGAGCAGCUUGAUGAGAUGGUUGGGGGUCUUGAUGGGGCGGUGCGGGAGGAGGUGUUGAGGGCUGUUGAUGCGCAUGCGCGGUAUCUUGCGGCUAUCACUGAGCUCUCGCAGAGGCGGUUACAGGCCGUCAUUGAUGCUUCUGGAUCUGGAUCUGGGUCUGGAUCUGGAUCUACCUCUCGGACUACGGCAUCUGGUCCGGGAAUCUAUCUCUCGCAGUGGCAGUCACUCCUCGACUCGACAAUCAUCACGCCAUCUUCGAAACAAGGCCCUCUUCGUCACGGCGAGGACGUCAAAUACGUCACCACCAUGGGCAAGCUUGGUCUCGGAGGACGGAAAUUGAAAGGAGGCAAGGGGUUGGGAGAUGAGGAGUUGAAGGCCCCGGAUGUGAGUGUUGUGGUGACGGCUUUGGGGGAUGCAUUUAGAGAUGUGAUACGGCAGAGGGCAGGGGAAUGA